This is a messenger RNA of Clavispora lusitaniae ATCC 42720, 594 nucleotides long. RefSeq lists its product as uncharacterized. The record is from RefSeq and is a predicted model, not a curated record. Lineage: Eukaryota; Fungi; Ascomycota; Pichiomycetes; Serinales; Metschnikowiaceae. Gene Ontology annotation, molecular function: RNA polymerase II general transcription initiation factor activity; promoter-specific chromatin binding. Gene Ontology annotation, cellular component: transcription factor TFIID complex; nucleus; SAGA complex. Gene Ontology annotation, biological process: transcription initiation at RNA polymerase II promoter.
AUGUCCGACAAAGAAAGAGAGUUCGACGAAGAACUCGACGAGGAGUUCGACGACUCGGCGCCGCCAGAAGUCCAGGAAAACAAAGAACCCGAACCUCCCACCUCCGCAUCUCUUCUGGAACUCCCCGAAUUGACACGCAAAGAUAAGACGCUCCAAGAAAUGCUUGAGCUUAUGGACGGAGAGUUUGCGCCGAUCAUCCCCGACGCCGUCACAGACUACUACUUGGCGAAGAACGGUUUCCAGACCGCGGAUGUCCGCAUCAAGCGGCUCUUGGCCUUGGCCACGCAGAAGUUCAUCUCGGACAUUGCGCAGGACGCCUACGAAUACUCCCGGAUCCGAAGCUCUUCGGCCGUUUACAACUCGUCCAACCCACAGUUGCGGGCCAAGCAGCUUCUCCAGGGCCAGCAGUACGCCAACCAGCAGAACAGUGGAGGUGCAGGCGCAACUGAGGGCGGCAGUGACCAGCAGCAGCCACUGACACAUUCGACGAAUGCCGGAAAUCAACAGGGCAAGAUUGUGUUGACCAUGGAGGAUUUGAGCAGUGCGCUCAGCGAAUAUGGUGUGAACACGGCCCGCCCUGAUUUCUAUCGCUGA